GGGUGAUAGCAAACAAGUCCAAAACGAAGUAGUUGAUUUAGCAGUUGCAACACUUCAUGACAGUUUGUCCUUACUUAUGUCUCUGUAGGUCCACAACAGUGUAAUAAUUCGCAGCUAAUAGCCAUGGACGAAGUGACAGGAGCUCAGCUAAUUGCUGAAUCUCUAAAGAAUCAGUGUCGAUUUCUUAAAGAGCAAUUUCUCUCGCUGCAGAAGGUGGAGUAUAUGUUUGGGAUAGUUGGUGUUCCCGUCAUUGAAGUGGCCAUGGCUGCACAGGCUGCAGGGAUCAGAUAUGUGGGAAUGCGCAACGAGCAAGCGGCAUGCUAUGCAGCAUCCGCCAUUGGAUACCUCACUGGGAGACCAGGUGCCUGCCUGGUGGUGUCUGGACCUGGACUGAUUCAUGCUCUGGGUGGAAUGGCCAACGCUAACAUGAACUGCUGGCCUGUGGUUGUUAUUGGAGGGUCCUCGGAUCAAAACCAGGAAACAGCAGGAGCCUUUCAGGAGUUCCCUCAGGUGGAAGCAUGUCGCCUUUAUAGCAAGUUCUCUGCUAGACCCAGCAGUCUUGAAGCCAUCCCUUCAGUGAUAGAAAAAGCAGUUCGCACAAGCAUCUAUGGGCGUCCAGGUGCGUGUUAUGUGGAUAUUGCAGGGGACAUGGUCAAUGCGAAAGUGGACAGGAGUAACGUCAGAGUUGUGUCCUGCUGUCCAGCUCCACCAGUGAGUUUGGCUGAUCACGGUGCACUCACCAAAGCUAUUUCUGUCUUGAAGGCAUCUAAAAGACCCUUAGUCAUCAUUGGCAAAGGUGCAGCCUAUGGCCGAGCAGAAACUGCUCUGAGGACGUUUGUGGAAAUGAGCGGUCUGCCAUUUCUGCCUACCCCCAUGGGGAAAGGGGUCCUACCUGAUGAUCACCCCAACUGUGUGGCUGCAGCCCGCUCGAGAGCUAUUCUCCAGGCUGAUGUUGUGCUUCUGCUUGGAGCCAGGCUGAAUUGGAUGCUACAUUUUGGUCUGCCACCUAGAUUUGACCCCGAUGUCAAGAUCAUCCAGGUUGACCUUUGUGCUGAGGAGAUGGGGAACAAUGUGAGGCCUGCUGUUGCUCUCCUGGGAGACAUCAAUGCUACUGUCACUCAGCUCCUGGAGUGCGUCCUUAAAGAUGGCUGGAAAUAUCCUUUCGAUACAGAGUGGUGGAGCACAUUGAAGGACAAAAUUGCUGUCAAUGCAAAAAUAUCAAAGGCGCUCGCUCUUCAGCCAACCAUGCCCAUGAACUACUACACAGUGUUUCAUCAUGUUUCCCAGCUGCUGCCACAUGACUGUAUCAUUGUCAGUGAGGGUGCAAACACUAUGGACAUUGGACGCACAAUGUUGAACAACUACCUACCUCGACACAGGUUGGAUGCUGGUACAUUUGGGACAAUGGGAGUAGGUCUUGGUUUUGCUAUAGCAGCAGCUACUGUGGAGAGGAGUGCGCAUAAAGGCCAAAGGAUAGUCUGUGUGGAAGGAGACAGUGCCUUUGGAUUUUCUGGCAUGGAGGUUGAAACCAUGUGCAGGUAUAAUCUACCUGUGGUCAUCAUUGUGGUCAAUAAUAAUGGUAUUUACAGCGGAGUGGAUCCUGAGAUGUGGAAAGAGAUGGCAAAAAUGGGAGAUCUGACCUCUAUAGCCCCUCCUGUGACCCUCCUACCUGAGGCUCGCUAUGAUGAGGUCAUGACAGCGUUUGGGGGUCAAGGAUUCCUGGUGAGGACGGUGGAGGAGCUGCGCAGUGCUUUACAACUAAGCCUGAGUGACUGGGAGAGACCGAGUCUCUUAAAUGUGCUAAUCGACCCCUCCUCCGACAGAAAACAGCAGGAAUUCCCUUGGCUCACACGCUCCAACUUAUAGCCUGUCCAGAACAUUAUCAGAACAGCAGUGACCAGCAGUUUUCUUCUGGGGAAACUCCAACUGGGGAAAAUAUAAAGCUGAUUUGUUUUUUUGUGAUUGUUUCCAUGAAAUAACUUAAUAUUUGUAUUGAUUUUUGCUACACAGUAGUAUUAAAAUGAACAAAUUAAUUAAUAAAACAAUAAAACAUUUUUACUCAUACAA
This is a messenger RNA of Micropterus dolomieu (smallmouth bass), 2067 nucleotides long. RefSeq names its product 2-hydroxyacyl-CoA lyase 1 (gene hacl1). The transcript has 17 exons. NCBI's taxonomy places the organism in Eukaryota, Metazoa, Chordata, Actinopteri, Centrarchiformes, Centrarchidae. The record is from RefSeq and is a predicted model, not a curated record. Gene Ontology annotation, molecular function: thiamine pyrophosphate binding; catalytic activity; magnesium ion binding. Gene Ontology annotation, cellular component: peroxisome. The coding region runs from base 124 to 1866 and encodes 580 amino acids. Gene Ontology annotation, biological process: fatty acid alpha-oxidation.